Molecule: messenger RNA, 5643 nt
Organism: Ceratotherium simum simum (southern white rhinoceros)
Lineage: Eukaryota; Metazoa; Chordata; Mammalia; Perissodactyla; Rhinocerotidae
Gene: HR
Product: HR lysine demethylase and nuclear receptor corepressor
Biological process (GO): regulation of transcription by RNA polymerase II
Cellular component (GO): histone deacetylase complex; chromatin
Molecular function (GO): transcription coregulator activity; chromatin DNA binding; histone H3K9 demethylase activity
Source: RefSeq, a predicted model, not a curated record
AGGAGCCACUCCCAUGGGCUCCUCUCCAAUGUUGGGCCUGGAAGCACUGAGAACACAGGAUGGGGCAGACCCCCAGAACAUGGGGCUGGAGCAGGUGGUAGAGCUCAUCAGGACCCACCUCCUUGUUCCAGACACUUGGUGAAACCGAGGCCCAUAGAGCAGGGAGACUAGAGCCCAGGCCCUCCCAGAACUGCUAACACAGGACACUGCGCCACUGGGCCAGAGGGAGCUUGGGUGGGAACAUAAACAGCAGCUUGGUCAGGUGAGGACGAGGCAGGGUAGACACCAGCUGGCCUGGUGUGCCCACGUGCCAGAGCUGGAGAGGACCAGGAGCAAGUGGUCCAGCAGGCCUGGGGCGGCUGGUGUGGGUCAGAGCGCCCAUCACUGACUCGUGAGAACCCCACUGCCCCUGCCAGCUCUGGCACUGCCCCCUCCCAGGGGCCUCGCCCGAGCACCCAGAGGGGCACCCCGCCCCACCGUGGCCCAGUCCGGCCCCUCCCGCCCUUUGCUCCAAUUCCCGGGCUUGGCACCUAUAGUGGGGGUGCUGCCCGCCUGCCAGGCUCCGGGGCCGGGCCCACGGGAGGGUGGGGCUGCUGGGAAGCUGGCACGCUGCCCCGGGGGAGCCUCUCUCGGCAGGCGCCCGGGUGCCGUGGGGGGGAGGGGUGAACAAAGGGCUCAUUCUCCCUGUGCGCAGCCGGUGGCAUCGCCGGGGCGUUGGCGGAAGCCCCCAGGGCCCGGGAGGGGGCAGGCCCAGGCGGGGCCGCCGAAUCACGGGCUCCUGUUUCCCGCAGGGUGCUGGAGGAGGAAACCGGCGGAGCAGCUUCCCCACUCUCAGUUGCGCGUCUGGCGAUGGCGAUCAGAGGUCCUGCUGCGCUCUCCGCCGCGCUCUCGCUCCAUUAGACGCGCUGCGCCCUGCUGCACCCUCGCCGGUGCCUCUCUCCUGGGUCCCGGGAUCGGCCCCCCUUCCAGGCACAAUCCCCUCCCCCGGCCCCUCGGCCUUUCCCCCUACUCGGCCAUCUCCAACCCGGGGCGCGCGUUCCCCCCGGCCCGGCUCCCUCUCUCCCUCCGGGGGCACCCGCUCCCCAGCCCCGGCCCGGCCCUCCCCGCGGCGCAGCACGGAGUCUCGGCGUCCCAUGGCUCAACCCACGGCCUCGGCCCAGAAGCUGGUGCGGCCGAUCCGCGCCGUGUGCCGCAUCCUGCAGAUCCCGGAGUCCGAUCCCUCUAACCUGCGGUCCUAGAGCGCCCCCGCCGCCCCGGGGGAGAGAGCGCGCGAGUGCACUGAGCAGAGAGCGGGAGAACGAGUCUUCCCCCGUCGGCCGGAAGGCCCCGGAGCCGGUCCAUGGGGAGCGGGCGCCCGCCGGCCACGACGACCGCCGCCGCCCGCGCCGCGCCCGUCCCGUGAAGCCCAGGGACCUCCUCUGGAAGAGCCCCAUGAGGGCAGGAGAGUGAUGGAGAGUAUGCCCAGCUUCCUGAAGGAGACCCCGGCCUGGGAGAAGACGGCCCCUGAGAACGGCAUCGUGAGACAGGAGCUGGAUACUCAGCUGCGAGAGAGCCUGCGCCGUGGGACGCUGUGCCUAGGAGAGCCUGCUCCCUUCUGGAGGGGGUUCCUGAGCACCCCAGGCUCCUGGCUUCCCCCUGGCUUCCCCCAGAGCCCCAAGGACACGAUCCCACUGGUGGAGGGUGAAGGCCGCCAGAAUAGGGAGAGGGAGGCCAGCUGGCCAGGUGGCAAGGAGGGGCUGCGCUGGAAGGAAGCUGUGCUCACCCAUCCCCUGGCAUUCUGCGGGUCCACGUCCCCACCUCGCUGUGGUCCCCUGCUUCCUGAGCAUAGCGGAGGCCAUCCCAAGAGUGACACUGUGGCCUUCCGGCCUUUGCACUGCCCCUUCCUUCUGGAGACCAAGAUCCUGGAGCGAGCCCCCUUCUGGGUGCCCACCUGCCUACCACCCCACCUAGUGUCCAGCCUGCCACCAGAACGUCCAUGUGACUGGCCUGUGGCCCCACACCCCUGGGUGUACUUGGGGGACCAGCCCAAAGUGCCCUCUGCUUUCAGCUUAGGAAGCAAGGGCUUCUACCACAAGGAUCCAAGCAUUCUCAGGCUGGCAAAGGAGCCGUUGCCAACUACAGAAGCUGGGUUGUUGGGCUCAGCCCUUGGUGGGCAUCUCCAGAGAACUGGGGAGGUGGAACGCCCUUCACUCCACCAGAGGGAUGGAGAGACAGGAGUCGGCAGGCACCAGAAUCUUUGCCCACUUCUCCUCGGGCAUCCAGACACUGUUCCUGGGACCUCCUGGCCCACUUGUCCCCCAGGCCUGGUUCAUACUCUUGGCAACAUCUGGGCUGUCCCAGGGGGUGGGAAACUUGGGUACCAGCUGGGGCCGUCAGCCACAUUAAAGUGCCCCUCUCCUGGGCCUCCUACCGCCCAAGUGGGCUGUUGCUCAUCUUGCCCACCCGCUAGAGAUGGAAGUCUUGGCUCUUGUGGGAAGUGCCAGGAGGGCCUGGAGGCAAGCACCAGUGGGCCCAGUGAAUCCAGCGAGGAAGCAAACAAGUGCCCUGGUCCCAGGGCCUGCCCGCCCAGCCAUCACACCAAGCUGAAGAAGACAUGGCUCACACGACACUCUGAGCAGUUUGGGUGCCCAGGCAGCUGCCCUGGGGAUGAGGAGAGCCCAGCUGCCCAGCUGCAGGCCCUCAAGAGGGCAAGCAGCCCUGAGAUCUGGGGAGCAGUGGGAAGCCCAGCCGCCAAGCGCCCACCUGACCGUUUCCCAGGCAGUACGGGGCAAGGGGCCAGAGGAUGGCAGGAGGUGCUGGACUCGUCAUUUGGGAACAAGGCGGAGGCAGAACAGCGUGAUGACCACAGAGGACCCCCAGAUGGCAGGGCCAGCCUCCAGGACCCAGGGCUUCAGGAUACACCUUGCUUGGCUCCCCCGGCAAGCAUUGCUCAGUGCCAAAGCUGUGCUCAGGCAGCUGGAGAGGCAGGAGGGCUGGCCUGCCACUCCCAGCAAGUACCGAGAUUGCCUCUGGGAGGGGAGCAGCAGCAGGAGGAAGACUCGGCAGCCAGCUCUGAGGAGGGAGGAGGGUCUGGCCUGGAGGCCGGGCUCAGCACGGGCCUUGCCAAGCACCUGCUAAGUGGUUUGGGGGACCGAUUGUGCCGCCUGCUGCGAAGGGAGCGGGAAGCCCUGGCCUGGGCACAGCGGGAAGGACAGGGGCCAGCCGGGACAGACGACAGCCCAGGCAUUCCACGCUGCUGCAGCCGCUGCCACCACGGACUCUUCAACACCCACUGGAGAUGCCCCUGCUGCAGCCACCGGCUGUGUGUGGCCUGUGGCCGCAUGGCGGGUGCUGGGAGGGCCAGGGAGAGAGCAGGCUCUCAGGAACAGUCCACAGAGGAGUGUGCGCAGGAGGCUGGGCACGGGGCCUGUCCCCUGAUGCUCACCCAGUUUGUCUCCAGCCAGGCUUUGGCAGAAUUGAGCACCGCAAUGCACCAGGUCUGGGUCAAGUUCGACAUCCGGGGGCACUGCCCCUGCCAAGCUGAUGCCCGGGUGUGGGCCCCAGGAGAUGGGGGCCAGCAGAAGGAGCCGACAGAGAAAACUCUCCCAACUCCACAACCUUCUUGCAACGGGGAUACCAACAGGACCAAGGACAUCAAAGAGGAGACCCCGGACUCCACAGAUACCCUGGCAGAGGACCGUGCUGGCCGAGGGCCCCUGCCUUGUCCCUCGCUCUGUGAACUGCUGGCCUCCACUGCUGUCAAACUCUGCUUGGGGCAUGAGCGGAUACACAUGGCCUUCGCCCCCGUCACUCCAGCCCUGCCCAGUGAUGACCGCAUCACCAACAUCCUGGACAGCAUCAUUGCGCAGGUAGUGGAACGGAAGAUCCUGGAGAAAGCCCUGGGGCCGGGGCUGCGGGCCGGACCGGGCCUGCGCAAGGGCCUGGGCCUGCCCCUCUCCCCGCUGCGGCCCCGGCUGCCUCCUCCUGGGGCUUUGCUGUGGCUGCAGGAGCCCAGGCCUCGGCGUGGCCUCCACCUCUUCCAGGAGCACUGGAGGCAGGGCCAGCCUGUGUUGGUGUCAGGGAUUCAGAGGACAUUGCGAGGCAACCUGUGGGGGACCGAAGCUCUUGGGGCUCUUGGAGGCCAGGUGCAGGCACUCACCCCCCUCGGGCCUCCCCAGCCCACAAGCCUGGGCAGCGCUACAUUCUGGGAGGGCUUCUCCCGUCCUGAGAUUCGCCCAAAGUCAGAGGAGGGCUCAGUCCUUCUGCUGCACAGAGCUCUGGGGGAUGAGGACACCAGCAGAGUGGAGAACCUGGCCGCAAGCCUGCCACUCCCAGAGUACUGUGCCCAGCGUGGGAAACUCAACCUGGCUUCCUACCUCCCCCCGGGCCCUCCCCUGCGUGCACUGGAGCCCCAGCUGUGGGCAGCCUAUGGUGUGAGCCCACACCGUGGCCACCUGGGGACCAAGAACCUUUGUGUGGAGGUGACCGACCUGGUCAGUGUCCUGGUACGUGCUGAAGCCCCGCUGCCUGCCUGGCACCGGGUACAGAAAGACUUCCUCUCAGGCCUGGACGGAGAGGGGCUCUGGUCUCCGGGCAGCCAGGUCAGCACUGUGUGGCACGUGUUCCGGGCACAGGACGCCCAGCGCAUCCGCCGCUUUCUGCAGAUGGUGUGCCCGGCCAGUGCAGGCAACCUGGAGCCUGGCACCCCGGGCAGCUGCUACCUGGACGCAGGGCUGCGGCGGCGCCUGCGAGAGGAGUGGGGCGUGAGCUGCUGGACCCUGCUGCAGGCCCCUGGAGAGGCGGUGCUGGUGCCUGCGGGGGCUCCCCACCAGGUGCAGGGCCUAGUGAGCACAGUGAGCGUCACUCAGCACUUCCUGUCCCCCGAGACCUCUGCCCUCUCUGCUCAGCUCUGCCACCAGGGACCCAGCCUGCCCCCUGACUGCCGCCUGCUUUAUGCCCAGAUGGACUGGGCUGUGUUCCAAGCAGUGAAGGUGGCUGUGGGAACAUUACAGGAGGCUCAGUAGGGGGGUGCCAGGUGUCUGGGGUAGGGGUGGGGCAAGUAGGCCAAGUGCUCAGCCCAGGCACAGCUUCAGCAGGGAAUGAUGCUGGGGGACGUGGGGACUUUCGGUGAAUCCUACAAGCACCACUCUGGGCACAAGCAGGGCACCCUGUUCCCCACCCCUGACCUGGGCCCUAAAGCCAACAGCCACAGUGCCACCACAGCUCACUGCCCUGCACAGGCUGGCGCCUGCUCCACCCCUGCGCCCCUCUGCAUGGUACCAGGCCCACGCUGGGGAUGAUUGACUCCCUCCAACCCCUGCCCCCAACCCAGGAGACAAACAGCCCUUCCUUAGGGUACCUUGGGAAUCAUUCUGGUUUAAGCAACACCUUCUGCUGCCUCAUCCCCUGCUGCCCACCUCUGCCUCAAGCUCUGCUUACACCACCCACAUCCUCCCUGCGCCCCACUUCACACUGCAGGCAUGCUGGACAAGGGGCCGCCAAAAUUCUGCCCUCUUUCUAGGCAGCUGUGAAGAGUGGGGAGGGGUGGCAUCAGGGGACUGCCCAGGCUUGGCUGGAGGGAAUGAUAUGGGCAGUGCCCUGUCCCUCCUCCCUCCUCUCACCUCCCUCCUUCAUAAUUUCCAUUAAAGUCUGUUGUUUUGUGAA